Messenger RNA from Diaporthe batatas, 4208 nucleotides. RefSeq lists its product as uncharacterized. The transcript has 4 exons. Lineage: Eukaryota; Fungi; Ascomycota; Sordariomycetes; Diaporthales; Diaporthaceae. Bases 1369 to 4152 code for a protein of 927 amino acids. The record is from RefSeq and is a predicted model, not a curated record.
UCUCUGGUGGGGAGGCUUAGACCACACCUUCCCGCCCGCAGCACCAGAGCACCUAAGCGGCCAAGACAGCCGGCUUUUGGCUGUUGGUCUGGCAUCUUUGUGGGCUCUUGAUCGGUUUCGGUGAGAGCAAGGUUCAAUGGCAUCUGGACUGGCAUCUGGACUGGCCUCUCAGCCUCUCAACUUCUGUCUCAUUCCCGCCCGUGGCCUCGGGUCCCGCCUCCUGGACACCCACAACGGCUCCUUGUGUAUAAAUAUAGAAGCCAGUUGGGGAUCGGGGCACACGAAAAGUGGCAACCGACAUCUCAGGUUUCCCUUCCGGCCCGCCUGUCUGCCCGUCUAGCCCCGAUGCGAUGCUGCCCCGUUGGAAAUCCUACACAUCCACACCCCUGUCUGCGCCGCAAUCCGCCAAGAGCAUCACGCAUCACCCACAAUCUGGUCAGGCUGGUAUAGGUCCGAUUCCAAUAUGAGCUGAGCCGUGCGAUGUGGUCUGGAUGCAUAGUUGCGUCCAGGUGGUAUCACGGGCGGGGAAUACAGUUGUGGGCUGCAGCAUCGCUUGCUCAUUCAUCGGCUAGCCGCGCCUCGCCCGCUCAAGAGCCAAACGAAAUCGAAGGAAAAAAAAAGGCUCCGUUGGCAUGGCAGACCUGUUGGUCCCAUGCAAGAGCUUCGCAUCUGUAUCACCUCGCAUUCCCUUGUUCUGCCGAGGAGCCUUGCUGCUGGAUGCAAUCGGCUCCGUUGCUCAUCCCAUUCCAGCUCAUUCAAACCCCCCGGGGGCCCUCAACCACACCACCCACAUACAUCUGUUUACUUUCGACGAUUCCGGCCUCCUCUGGUUUUCCGGUCUUUUGAAUUUGUUGCCAACUUGUCAAUUGCAAGUCUUGUUCUUUUCCAAUAUCUGCUUCUGGUUCCUCUCAACGGUAGGUGGCUCUCUCAUGUUACCUGUCAGAUAUUGUCAACCUUGUCUCCCCUUCCCGUUUCCCGUCUCGCUUGUCUGCCAUUUAUCACGCAGGAUCAAAUGCGUACAGCCGCCGUACAACAUGCCCCACAAUAACUGCCUGCCCGCCAGGCGCCGCCCUCAUGAUCUGCCAUUGCAGGAACCAACAUGCCUGGACCUCAAACACAUCAUGCCUUGUGGGGUGGUGCUUCCCGCGGGCUCUACGUCAGGACUGGGGUGCUAGUUGGCACUCAUGGGAUCUGUCCCGGCUGCCUGUCCUCUCUUGAGGAACCUAAUCUCCCUCCUUACUCGUCUCUCACUUUUCUGUGGCCAUCUGAUCCAUCCUCUGCCCUCCACCGCGCAACUGACCUCUCAGUCGCAGUAUCAAACCUGGCCACGGCUUGCCUCAAAUCUGAGUCCGAGGGCUAGCAGCCGGGAUGGCCAGCAACGGCCGUGUUGACGGAGGGGCCCAGGAUGCCCAGGAUGAUAAUGAGCGACCAGGUCCAGGAACAGGAGCCCUGGGUAUAUCAUACCCUGCCCUGAUCCAACGAUCUGAGUCGAGCCAACCGCUCGUCGCCAACGCAGCACCAACUGCCGGUCCUUCCUCCCCCCCGUACGAUACUGCGGCACAAUUCGGCCAACCUGACUAUUGGCACCCUCAGCUCUCGGGGCGCACGCUAGGUGGUUUCUCUCCCACCAUGGACUCUCCGAAUCCAAUGCCGUCUGAGGGGGAGUUGAAAGGGUCCAUCUACACCGCCUGGGAUCGAGGCUCUAAGACGGCGACAUAUCAGAGCCUAAACGACGACAGGGGAGCCGCUGCUUCUGGAGGACGGCGGAGAAGUGACGACGACUCCAUCAGCCUGGACUCGCUACAGAUGCAAGAUGAGAGCCAACCGUAUUCCAGCGACACAGUGGGAGAGGGCGGCCCAGGCGACUACGACAACUUCAAGAAGCAGGUGCAGGGCUCGCCCCGUCCGGCCGGCACACCAGCCGACGUCCGCGUCAGCCGCCUCAGCUGGUUGGCAGUCUGGUUAAUAAUAUUGUCCGUCUACUCGACCAUCUUGAGCGGGUUGUGGCUCGGGGUGGCGAUCGCACAGCCGAGAUGGGGCCGCACGAUAUCAUCGCACGGCUCGUUGGAGCUGUCAACCGCCAACGUCCUUACUGCCAUUUUGGCCAAGACGAUCGAGCUGUCUUUUGUGACGGUUUUUGUGGCCUUUAUCGGCCAGGUUCUGACGAGGAGGGCCAUGGCCACCAACGCAGGUAUGACCAUGGCAGAGAUGACAAUGAGAACCUGGAUCACCCAACCGGGAUCACUACUGGCGAAUGGGCAGACUCUACGAUACGCAGGCCACACCGUUCUCGGCAUCCUCACACUGAUCGCAACGCUUGUUGCAAUGCUCUACACCACUGCCUCCGAUACCAUGGUUCGACCCAAGCUUCGAUUCAGCGGCUGGCAUGAUAGGGACCUAGAGAGUUACGUCAUGUCGCCUUAUGGGAAUGCCCAAUACGUGAAGCAAUCAUGCUCGACUCCACUGCAUGGGAUAGAUUCUGAACAUGCCAAUGAAUCCUGCCUUGCCGUGCAGUAUUCUGGAGACGCACAUCGAAACCUGCAAAAUUUCAUGGCCACGUGGCGAGAUAUGGGCUACAACGGCAGCAGUGCGAGUCGCGACAUGGCCCUGCGACCUGCGCCUCAAACGAUGCUCUACGACAAUAUCACGAUGAUUGGAUCUUGGAUUGAGGCACAGUAUUCUGACACAGAAGAGACAUCAAAGGUUUACGACCGAGUCGUCAACAAUGUCUCACUGGCGUUACCGCAUCCAGGGGUCUACAAGGCGGCGACCAAUGAUAAGAACAACAUCCUUCAGCCUUCGGAUCUCGACGGCCUCGGCUCUUAUAACAUCUCUGCAAGCGUGAUAUCGCCCGCGGUGAACGCACUCUGUGUCAACAUGAACAAGAAAGAACUCGCACCGCUGGUAUACACGGAGUGGCCGAACGCGAAUAAUACCGACAAUGCCGCCGAGCCAAGGCAAGUCACUGGCCACGCGAAUUGGCAGGAGGACGUGCCAGUGGUGUCCGAAGACGAGUGGCUUAACAGCACCGUGGUUGACGACAUAUUCCGCUGGGGACCGAGCUACGGCCGGCUUCCUCCAGUAUUCCAGCUGUACCCGAUUGACUACAACAUCAUCACCAACAUCACCGUCUGGCAACAAAACACCACGACGAAAUCCGAUGCGAUCUACAUGCUCGGCAAGAGCCCUAUCAUGGAAGACUACACCCUCUGCGAGCUGCGGUCCUGGCCCGCGAUCCAGUGCAGCACGCAAUUCGACGUCUCCGGGCUGACGGGAAUGACCAUGGCGGCGCAGUGCGCCCAGUCGCAAGACUUCUUCCCCGAGAACGCAGAGGAGCACCCGGACCGGGACGCGUACGUGCGGCACAUGGGCGACGGGGAGAUCGCCACCAAGCCGGACUGGGCCGACAUGGUGACGGGGUGGGCGCUGGCGAUAGACCUGAACGGCGGCGCGACCAACAGCAACGCCUCGAACGCGCGCAUCCUGACCGAGCUCGCCCUCACCGAGCCCCGGCUCGGCGACACGCUGCCCUCCCUGGCCGAGGCCCUCGCCGUCCUCGUCAGCAGCACCCUCGUCACCGCGUCCGUCGACACGCCCUUCAUCCACUACUGGGAGUACGACUGGGACAACAUGACCGGCCUGAUCCUGCCCGCCCCGGGGGCCCUCGCGCACUUCCACGCCCGCGUCCGCACGCAGGAGUACGCCAGCUGGCACUCGUCCGACUGGCAGGGCGUCUUCUACCUCGUUCUGGCGUUCACCUUCCUGCUCAACCUGCUGUGCCUGGGCUACUUCUGCCGCGUGGGGCUGGUCAAGGACUUCCUGGAGCCGACCAACCUCUUCGCCCUGGCCACGGCCAGGCCCGGGGGCCACCCGCGGCACCCGCAACACGCGGGGUCUGCUGCUGCUGCUUUUGCGACGCCCGCGCCGGAGGUGAUGGGCACCCCGCAGCCUGACAAGGAGAAGAAGAGGAAGACGAGCCUCGCUGUGCCGUACCGGCUUGCGUUUAAGGAGGACGCUAAUAAUUAUUAUUUCGAGGAGGCCGAGGAUGAGAAGGGGGCUGCUGCUGCCAGGGCUACGGCGCUCGACGGCGAGGGUGGGCUUGGCGCGAAGCGCAAGAGCUAUUAUCGCCUGAGUAGUAGGAUAGGGCUGUGAUGGCAGGGCGACUAUACGCCCGUCUAAGAUUGUUUCUUUAAUACAUAGCGUUAAUU